Erigeron canadensis is the source of this 1255-nucleotide messenger RNA. Its product is annotated as zinc finger CCCH domain-containing protein 14-like. Bases 114 to 1034 code for a protein of 306 amino acids. Lineage: Eukaryota; Viridiplantae; Streptophyta; Magnoliopsida; Asterales; Asteraceae. Gene Ontology annotation, molecular function: metal ion binding; mRNA binding. The transcript is spliced from 3 exons. The record is from RefSeq and is a predicted model, not a curated record.
AAAUAUCCCUAAAUAAUAAAACCUUGACAUCUUAAUUUUAUCCUCAUCCUCCCACCUUCAGUUUUUUGGGUUUUUUUCUUCCGCAAUAUCCUCGAAACCCUAACCCUCUUAACAUGGAGUUCAGUGCCAGAAAACGUGGCCGUCCGGCUGCCGGAAUGAACGGGAACGCCGGUUUUAAGAAAUCCAAGCAAGACACGGACUCGUUUCAAUCUGGUUUAGGAAGCAAAUCGAAGCCAUGCACAAAGUUUUUCAGCACUUCUGGUUGCCCAUUUGGAGAGGGAUGUCAUUUCUCGCAUUAUGUUCCUGGAGGGAUAAAAGCUAUUUCUCAAAUGACUGGUAGCAACCCAGCACUACCUCCAACCGUCAGAAACUCUGUAGUUCCACCACCUUCGUAUCCAGAUGGUUCAUCUCCACCUGCUGUUAAAAGCCGCUUGUGCAGCAAAUACAACACCGCUGAAGGAUGUCGAUUUGGAGACAAAUGUCACUACGCCCAUGGAGAAUGGGAACUGGGAAAGCCUACAGUUCCAUCUCAACAUCCAGAUUCACGUGCUAUGGGACCUGCACCUGGAAACAGAUUUGCUAGUGGUGCCCCUAGAAUGGAUUAUAAUUCAGAAGCCAACCAGCCCGCUCCCGGUGGGUUUGGAUCCUCAACGACAUCCAAGAUCGGCGUCAAUGCUGCACUUGCUGGGCCAAUCAUUGGUAAAAAUGGUAUCCACUCUAAGCAAAUUUGUCGUACAACUGGAGUUAAGCUUCAUAUAAGAGACCAUGAGUCAGACACAAACCUAAAGAACAUUGAGCUUGAGGGUACGUUCGACCAGGUCAAGCAAGCAUAUCAGAUGGUUCGGGAGCUUAUAGUGAACUUAAGUGCAUCUUCUGGACCACCUCCACCACAAAAGGGCUCUGGGAAGCCUGGUGGUCCUGCAGGGAACUUCAAGACCAAGCUAUGUGAAAAUUUCACGAAAGGCAACUGUACGUUCGGUGACAGGUGCCAUUUUGCUCAUGGUGCAGAAGAGUUGCGCAGUUCAGGUGCUUGAAUUAUUGAUCUUUGAACCUCUUAGAAUAUUGUGUUUGCUUUGUGCCUGACAUGUUUGGAAUAUGAGAUGUUGAGGAUGGAUGGAUAGUCGUUUGCUACUAAGAGUUAACUAGGUUUUUCUUUCUCCGUGUCAGUAUUAGAAAGUUGUUCUAAUUUAAUUUAGCCUUUUUUUAUUGUAGUUGUAUUUGUUUUGUAUUCCAGUAAUGGGUUGAGGACGUAAAA